AUGCCAUCAUUAGUGAAUUUAUUAACAAUUAAUAGUGAUGUUUUAAUUAUACCAAAGAAUGCUCAACAUGGUUUUGUUUUACUUGAAGAAACAAAACCAAGUCGAUUUAAUGAAUUUAAUCAAUGUUUAAAACAAAAUUCUGAAUUAAAUAUUGAUAUCGAUAAAAAAUAUGGUGAUUUAAUAUUAAAUAAAACAAUAGAAAACUAUAAUUUCAAGCAACAACUACUAUGUAUAAUCAAUCGAAAUCAAUAA
Messenger RNA from Rotaria sp. Silwood2, 252 nucleotides. Lineage: Eukaryota; Metazoa; Rotifera; Eurotatoria; Philodinida; Philodinidae. The record is from the annotation of a GenBank genome assembly.